Messenger RNA from Tarenaya hassleriana, 1904 nucleotides. RefSeq names its product polypyrimidine tract-binding protein homolog 3. NCBI's taxonomy places the organism in Eukaryota, Viridiplantae, Streptophyta, Magnoliopsida, Brassicales, Cleomaceae. Gene Ontology annotation, molecular function: mRNA binding. The transcript has 15 exons. Gene Ontology annotation, biological process: regulation of RNA splicing. Gene Ontology annotation, cellular component: nucleus. The record is from RefSeq and is a predicted model, not a curated record. Bases 195 to 1526 code for a protein of 443 amino acids.
GUUCUCCCUUUCUGCCUCUGUAUGCGUUUCGCUGGCGGUGUUGAAGGAGAUGUUUGAUAUGUUUCUGUUUGUCGACAAUUAGACCGGAAAAUUUCAUUCAGCUUACGUUCACUCUCCCAGAAUCACUCCGGCUGCGUUUUGUUUGUAAUGUCUCUGCGGCCGAGAAACGGCCUGAUAUUUGGUGGUCUGGGUCGAUGUGUUGUUCUUGGUUCGGAAUGUCAGAACCUUCCAAAGUGAUCCACGUUCGCAAUGUUGGGCAUGAGAUUUCUGAAAAUGAUUUGCUUCAGCUGUUUCAGCCAUUUGGGGCCGUUACUAAGCUUGUAAUGCUCCGAGCAAAAAAUCAGGCCCUUCUUCAGAUGCAAGAUGUUUCUGCAGCUGUCAAUGCCCUUCAGUUUUAUACAAACGUGCAGCCAAGCAUAAGAGGGAGGAAUGUCUAUAUCCAAUUUUCAUCGCACCAGGAAUUGACGACAAUGGAACAAAACACUCAUCAUGGACGAGUAGAUGAGCCAAAUCGUAUUCUCUUAGUCACGAUCCAUCACAUGUUGUACCCAAUUACAGUGGACGUGCUUCAUCAAGUUUUUUCUCCUUAUGGAUUUGUGGAGAAGAUCGUCACUUUCCAAAAGUCGGCUGGUUUUCAAGCUCUCGUGCAGUAUCAGUUACAACAGUGUGCUGCCUCUGCUAGAACAUCACUGCAGGCCCGUAACAUUUAUGAUGGGUGUUGUCAGUUGGAUAUCCAAUUCUCAAACCUUGAGGAGCUGCAAGUAAAUUAUAACAACGAGCGUUCUAGGGAUUAUACAAAUCCAAAUCUGCCAAAUGAUCAGAAAGGCCGCUCAUCACAUCAGCCCGCCUAUGGUGACGUAGGAGUUGCAUAUCCUCAGAUGACAAAUGCAGCUGCAAUUGCAGCCGCCUUUGGAGGAGGGCUUCCUCCAGAGCAUGAUAAACAACUUGGUUACCUUAUCAUGUUUUCCUGCACCUGCCAUUUUUUUCCCCAGAGAAUUGACGAGGAUAAGCUAUUUAAUCUUUUCUCCCUGUACGGGAACAUAGUAAGAAUUAAGCUUCUUCGGAACAAACCCGACCAUGCGCUUGUUCAAAUGGGUGAUGGUUUCCAAGCUGAACUGGCAGUGCACUUCCUGAAGGGAGCUGCCCUGUUUGGUAAGCGAUUAGAAGUAAACUUCUCAAAGCAUCCAAACAUAACUCCAGGCACUGACUCUCACGACUACGUUAACUCUAAUCUUAACCGCUUCAAUCGCAAUGCCACAAAGAACUACCGCUACUGCUGCUCUCCAACAAAGAUGAUCCACUUAUCAACUCUUCCCCAAGACAUCACAGAAGAGGAAAUCUUGAACCAUCUCCAAGAACACGGGCCAAUUGUUAACGCAAAAGUCUUUGAGAUGAAUGGGAAAAAGCAGGCCCUUGUGCAGUGUGAAAACGAGGAGCAAGCCACGGAAGCACUCGUGUGCAAGCAUGCGACUUCUCUAGACGGGUCGAUAAUCAGAAUCUCCUUCUCCCAGUUACAGACAAUAUGAGACGAGGAAGAACACCCGAAGGAGGUAAUAAUCAUAGGGUUUGUGAUAUUGAUUUGGGAAGAAUAAUGAGCAAUCUCAUAGGGUUUGGUGAUAAUGAUAAUGAAUUUUUAUGUUGAAACCACUUGAAUCUAUCUGCUCCGUUGGUACACUUUUGUGGUCCUUUUAACUACUUGUGAGAUUUUUUUUUCUCUCCCUUUUCUUUUUGUUUUAUCUUUCCAUUUUUUGUUCCAUUGUUGAUUGUAAGGUUUGAACUUUGACCUGAGUUUCUGAUUUUUUAGCUAUUAGAUUACAAUAGUGCCAAGGGGAAAGGGGAGUAGUAAAACAGGUGCAGUUCUUUUGUCUUUUUUGUCAAGUUAAUAAGAAGAGAAAUCUUAAACC